AGGUCCAAGCCCAAUAUUCCUAACCGGUUCCCAUUUUUUAACAAAGCCUCUCUAUCUCUCUUACGAUCAUAGCCGGGUUUUCAAAGAUUUUCAAAAUGGACCCUUCGCAACCGCUUCCGGCGGAAGAAACGACGGCGCCACCGUCCUCUGACGCAGCAAAAUCUUCACUAUUCCCUGUCUUCCCUGUCACAAACUCUUCUCUUCAAAUCACUACUUCUUCGGUUCCACAAUGGCUCAGUAAUUCGAGCUUCACCACCGACAUCUCCGUUAUCAAAGACGACGUUGCUUCGCUGCUCAACCGCGAAACCGCCCACUCGCCGUCACCAGACGACGACAGCGAAGAAAAUCGACCUCAGGAGAAGUCUUUGCCUCCUACCUAUGCGAUUCUUGAAUCUUCGGAAUCUGAUGGAGAAGGAAUUGGGAGAGAGGAGAAGAAGAGAAGCAAGAGGAGGAAGAAGAAGAGGAAGCGUGAUCGGUCCUCUGAGAGAAGUGGAUUUGACGGUUACGGUUCGAGGAAGUCGCGCAUUAGAGCUUGGGCUGAUUCUGAGGCUAACACUGCCAAAGAGUAUUACUUUGAUUCUCAUGGCGAUCGUGAUAAUCUCGCGUUUGGGUGUAUUUACAGAAUGGAUAUUGCCCGGCACAAGCCGUAUAAUCCCUUGAAUUUAUCUGGGCGACAUUCUAAAGGUUUGUAUUGGUGGAAUCAAAGUGGUUCACUUGGAGAAAAAGAUGGCGAUAUUGAUGCUUUAGAUGAUAAAAUGAAAUCUGCUGGGCGAUACUGGUCUGGAAAGUAUAUGGCUUUAGAACGACAUAAAAGCUUCAAGCGCAUUCGUCUUGUUGCUCCAAAAUUGUCUCCUCAUACAGCACAAGAUGAGUUUAUACCUUUAUCAGACAUUGGUUCAUCUCAUGGAGCUGUUGACAGUGAAUCCGACUCUAAAAUUUCAUCACCACUUGAAGAGUCAUGGGAAGACGAAAUGUUAAAUAAAACUAGGGAGUUUAACAAACUAACAAGGGAGCACCCCCAUGAUGAAAACGUUUGGUUAGCUUUUGCAGAGUUCCAAGAUAGGGUUGCAGGAAUGCAACGACAGAAAGGUGCUCGCUUGCAAAGACUUGAAAAGAAAAUUAGCCUUCUGGAGAAGGCAGUUGAGCUUAACCCAGAGAAUGAAAAUCUAUUACUUUGCCUUUUAAAAUCUUAUCAAACAAGAGACAGUUCAGAUGUGCUAAUUGGGAGAUGGGAGAAGAUACUUUUGCAGCAUUCUGGAAGUUACAAGUUAUGGAGUGAGUUCUUGCAUGUUGUUCAGAGAAAUUUCUCCAAAUUCAAGGUUUCAGUGGUUAGGAAGAUGUAUGCCCAUGCUAUUGAAGCUCUGUCUGCUUCAUGCAGCAAGCACUCUAGGCAGGCUCAUCAAGCUGAUGAUUCUUCACUGGAUCCUGCAAUUGUUCAGCAAGAACUUCGUCUUGUGGACAUAUUUCUCAGUCUUUGCAGAUUUGAGUGGCAAGCUGGUUAUAGAGAAGUUGCCACUGCUUUAUUUCAGGCUGAAAUUGAGUUUAGUUUAUUUUGUCCACCUUUGCUACUCACAGAGCAGAGUAAGCAAAGACUGUUUGAACAUUUUUGGAAUAGUGAUGGUGCUAGAGUUGGAGAAGAAGGGGCUCUCGGUUGGUCCACAUGGUUGGAGAAAGAGGAGGAAACUAGGCAACGAGUCAUCAAAGAGGAGCUCUCACAUGAAAAUGAAGGCGGAGGUUGGACUGGUUGGUCAGAACCAUUUUCUAAAGAUAAGGAGGGUAUAACCAAUUUUGAAAAUGAAUCUAAUAAUGAUUUGGUUAUGGAGGAUAAUCAAGAUGAAGAUGAAUAUAAGGAUGCUGUGCCCGAAGAUGAUACCGAGAAUUUGCUAAAGCUACUGGGAAUUGAUAUUAAUGCUGGGGACGGUGGCGAAGUUAAUGACACUUUGACCUGGAUCAAAUGGUCAGAAGAAGAGUCUUCUAGAGAUUGUGAUCAGUGGAUGCCGGUUCGAAGGAAGUCAGAUACAACCUCUUCUACUAGUGAAGCACUCAAAACAGAGGAAGAGGAGCAACUCUCGAGAAUCAUAUUGUAUGAAGAUGUAAAUGAAUACCUAUUCACCUUGAACACAAAAGAGGCUAAACUAUAUUUGGUGUCUCAAUUCAUCGGCUUCUAUGGUGGCAAGAUGUCUCAAUUGGUUUGCACAAACAGUCCAACAUGGAUAGAGAACAUACUUAGCUUGGAGGAUCUACCAGAUUCUAUUUUAGAGAAGUUGAAAUGCAUCCAUAACGUUUUGACAAAAGCACAGAACAUUCCUACUGGUUUCACUUUAGAUUUCCUAUUAGGAAGUUUCAUGAGGAACGCUGAUAUGUUGAAAUUUGUACGGAAUGCAGUCUUACUGUGUUUAACUGUUUUUCGGCGUAAUCACAUUUUGGAAGAAGCAGUCCUUAUAUGCGAAGAGCUUUAUGUUACGAAAAUGAAUUCUUCUAACUGUUUGGUUACACCAUGUCGAGCUUUAGCAAAGUCUCUCUUAAAAAGUGAUAGAAAGGAUGUUUUGUUGUGUGGUGUAUAUGCACAAAGAGAGGCUAAUUAUGGCAACAUUGAUCUUGCAAGAAAGGUGUUUGACAUGGCAUUGUUAUCUGUGGAAGGGAUCCCUGAGGAGAUACAGUCCAGUGCACCUCUUCUUUAUUUCUGGUAUGCUGAGGUGGAGCUUGCCAAUAACAACGAUGAUGGUCACGAGUCUUCAUAUCGUGCUAUACAUAUAUUGUCUUGCUUAGGAAAUGGUACAAAAUACACCCCAUUUAAAGGUCAAGCAUCAAGUAUGCAAUUGCUUAGAGCGCGUCAAGGAUUUAAAGAAAAACUGAGAACAAUUUUAUCAUCUUGGGUUCGUGGUAUAAUAAAUGACCAAUCUGUUGCUCUGGUAUGUUCUGCUUCAUUGUUUGAGGAGCUAACCACCGGAUGUGAUGCGGGCAUUGAAGUUUUGGAUCAAGCUUUUACAAUGGUGCUUCCAGAAAGGAGAAGCCAUAGCUAUCAACUUGAAUUUUUGUUCAACUUUUACACAAGGAUGCUUCAGAGACAUCAGAAGCAAUCAAGUCUAAUGAACGUUUGGGAAUCCUUCUCCCAGGGGCUCCAGAUGUAUCCCUUUAGUCCAGAACUUUUAAAAGGUGUAGUGGAGGUUGGCCACUUUCAUACAACGUCUAAUAAAUUGCGGCGGGUCCUAGAUGAAUGUUGUUACAAAAAACCAUCCGUCGUCACCUGGCUUUUUGCAUUGUCGUACGAGAUGUCUAAAGGUGGUUCACACCACAGAAUCCGUGGCUUGUUCGAAAGGGCAGUGAGUAAUGAUAUGCUUUGCAGCUCAGUUGUACUGUGGCGUUGCUACAUUGGCUAUGAAUUGAACAUUGCACAUGAUCCUUCUGCAGCUCGACGUAUUUUCUUUCGUGCAAUCCAUGCCUGCCCCUGGUCAAAACGGCUAUGGUUGGAUGGAUUUCUCAAACUAAAUUCUGUCCUUACUGGGAAAGAGCUUUCUGAUCUGCAGGAAGUAAUGCGGGAUAAAGAACUAAAUCUAAGAACUGACAUUUAUGAGAUCCUUUUGCAAGAGUCAUGACCUUUGUUCUCCAGAGUCCAACUUAAUGUACUGCUCUUGACCUGAUAUGAUGUGGUCUGAUGUAAGAUUCUAUCAAAGAUGUUUUUAUGCAGUCUAAAAUGUUGUUGGAAUUUGCUGAUUUUAUUUGCUUAAGUUUACAAUCAUGCUUAUAGCUUGUAAAAAGAAAUAUCAUUGUAGAAGUACUUGUAAAUUCAGGAGGCCAUCCUUGGAUGAUGUAUUUGAAUCUUAUGUGUCUUAUACAAUCUUGUAUUCAUCAAGGAAAAUAUUGAAAAUGGGACUAUAUCCCUCCAGUAUACUCCUACAAGUCAACAAACAACAAAUAUUCUCACACUACCAAGGAAAACAUUUGAAAAUCUCACAUCCAAGCUAGGAUUGCUCAACAUCUACAACCUAGCUUGAGGGGGAGUGUAGAAAUAUGAUGCAUUAAUACUGUUUACUAUGAUUUAUUUAGUUUCCUAAAAUAAGAGGAACUUGGUAAUGAUAUUACCAUAUCUCCUCAUUGAUUUUCUGUUUUAUUGUGAAGUUAUUAGGAGUUAAUAGGAAUUAUUUAUUUCUUUUUCUGCUUCUAGGAUAAGGUUGACCAAGAGGCUGCUUCCUCUACUUAAACUAUUGUAACCCUAUUAUUUUGAUAUCAAUGAGAAUACAAAAACCUUUUAUUCUCUGAAAUUCUAUAUGGUAUCAGUAGCAAACCGAUCCUUCCCAUGACCAAAUACGGCAUGGCUAUAGAAA
Messenger RNA from Trifolium pratense (red clover), 4325 nucleotides. Its product is annotated as nuclear exosome regulator NRDE2. NCBI's taxonomy places the organism in Eukaryota, Viridiplantae, Streptophyta, Magnoliopsida, Fabales, Fabaceae. Gene Ontology annotation, cellular component: catalytic step 2 spliceosome. The record is from RefSeq and is a predicted model, not a curated record. Bases 96 to 3596 code for a protein of 1166 amino acids. Gene Ontology annotation, biological process: negative regulation of RNA catabolic process; regulatory ncRNA-mediated post-transcriptional gene silencing; RNA processing. Gene Ontology annotation, molecular function: protein binding. The transcript has 10 exons.